AUGCCGUUCUACCAGAUGUCUUCCAGCAAGCAGCGUGGGUCACUCUAUGAGCCAGCAGAUCCAGGGAGGCUGGGCACUGGAAAGUCCCACCUAUCCUGUACCAGUCAAAACCCCCCACUUGGCCAUCUCUUGGAGGCACUCUGCAAGGUGAGUGGAAUCAAGAAUCUCUAUGAGUCUGAACUGGCUGAUGCUCGAAGAGUUCUGGAUGAAACCGCCAAAGAGAGGGCUAGACUACAGAUUGAAAUAGGAAAACUGAGAGCAGAGCUUGAAGAGUUCAACAAAAGCUACAAGAAGAAAGAUGCAGAUUUUUCUGUGGCUCAAGGUCGCAUUAAGGAUCUUGAAGUGCUGUUCCAUAGAAGUGAAGCAGAACUCAAUACUGUCCUGAAUGAAAAACGCACUUUGGAAGCAGAGGUGGCUGAUCUGCGUGCCCAGCUUGCUAAGGCUGAAGAUGGUCAUGCUGUUGCUAAGAAGCAGUUAGAGAAAGAGACGCUCAUGCGUGUGGACCUGGAGAAUCGGUGCCAGAGCUUACAAGAGGAUCUGGAUUUCAGGAAGAACGUGUUUGAGGAGGAAAUAAGGGAAACAAGAAAACGGCAUGAACAUCGUUUGGUUGAGGUAGACACUAGUCGCCAACAGGAAUAUGAAUCCAAAAUGGCUCAGGCCCUAGAGGAUCUACGAAAUCAGCAUGAUGAACAAGUCAAACUGUACAAAAUGGAGCUAGAGCAGACCUAUCAGGCUAAGCUGGAGAAUGCCAAACUUGCCUCUGACCAAAAUGACAAAGCUGCUGGUGCAGCUCGGGAAGAGUUGAAGGAGGCUCGCAUGAGAAUAGAAUCUCUCAGCUACCAGCUUUCUGGCCUUCAGAAACAGGCUAGUGCAGCAGAAGAUCGCAUUCGUGAGUUGGAGGAAAUGAUGGCUGGUGAGAGGGAUAAGUUCAGGAAGAUGCUAGAUGCCAAGGAGCGGGAGAUGACAGAAAUGAGGGACCAGAUGCAGCAGCAGCUUACAGAGUACCAGGAACUGCUUGAUGUUAAAUUAGCACUGGACAUGGAAAUCAGUGCUUACCGAAAACUCCUGGAAGGAGAAGAGGAGAGGUUGAAGCUGUCUCCAAGUCCCUCAUCCCGUGUUACAGUCUCUCGGGCUACCUCCAGCAGCAGCAGUAGCAGUGCGUCAGUUAUUCGCUCUUCCCGAGGCAAGAGAAAACGGAUUGAAGCAGAGGAACUUUCAGGCAGUGGGACAAGUGGAAUUGGCACUGGAAGUAUUAGUGGCAGCAGUAGUAGCAGUAGCUUCCAAAUGUCCCAGCAAGCUUCAGCUACUGGAAGUAUCAGCAUAGAGGAGAUAGACUUGGAGGGCAAAUACGUUCAACUUAAGAACAAUUCAGAGAAGGAUCAGUCUUUGGGUAACUGGAGAUUGAAGAGACAAAUUGGAGAUGGAGAAGAAAUUGCUUACAAAUUUACUCCAAAGUAUGUCCUCAGGGCUGGGCAGACUGUAACAAUCUGGGGUGCAGAUGCAGGCGUAUCUCAUAGCCCCCCUUCUGUUCUUGUGUGGAAGAAUCAAAGCAGCUGGGGUACUGGAGGAAAUAUCCGCACAUACCUCAUAAACUCUGAUGGAGAGGAAGUUGCAGUGAGAAGUGUUACUAAAUCAGUGGUCAUGCGAGAGAAUGAAGAGGAAGAGGAUGAAGUAGAGUUUGGAGAGGAAGACCUUUUCAACCAGCAGGGGGAUCCCAGAACAACCUCUAGAGGAUGCUCAGUUAUGUGAAGAAAGAAAGAAGAAAACUAUUAUUUGCUAUUUUUUCUUUUAUUUCCUUGGGGUUUUUUUUUUGUUGCUAAUUUUUGUUCCUUCCAGAGCCACUGAAAACUAUUUUUAUAUGUAUCAUCUGAUUUCUUUAAAAUUUACUUCUUGGUACAUUUUUAUA
Struthio camelus australis is the source of this 1906-nucleotide messenger RNA. Lineage: Eukaryota; Metazoa; Chordata; Aves; Struthioniformes; Struthionidae. The record is from RefSeq and is a predicted model, not a curated record.